CGUCCCCCCCCCUGCCCGGGCGAUGCUGCACGCCGCCGCUCCGGCGACCCCUCCAGGCUGCUUGACCGCGGCCGCUUGCGCGGCCGCGGCGCCAGCGGAGCGUGCAGCACCAGCGGCAGCGGCGAGUCAGCUGCCGGCGCGGCGGGUGCUAACGGUGACCGCCGCCUCUGCGGCGGCCCCCCCCCGCCCGAGCGAGCCGCCGUGCGCUGCAGCCGCGGCGUCGGCGGCCGCGUCAGCCACGAGCCCGCUGCUGGCGCGGCCGAUGCUGACCGUGACCAGGUCCCGCUCCGCCCCGCCGUGCCGCCCCGCGCGGCGCAGCACCGCGCCAGUGCAGGUACUGGUGGCGCCUUCGCCGCGGCGCCCUGCCGCCGUCGCCGUGGCCGGCGGCUUCCGCACGCCGGCGCACCCGUUGGUGGCGUCUGGGCGUUUUUUGCCAGCCGCCGCGGCGCAGGCGCCUACGGAGGUGGCGGCGGCGGCGGCGCCCACGUCCUGGUCGCCGGCUGCACCCGCCACGCCGCUGACCGCCCGCGCCGGCGGCAUCUGCCGCCGCUCGUCGGCGCCCGUCGGCGACCAGGAGGCGGCCGCACCCGCCACGCCGCUGACUGACCGCGCUGGCGGAGUCUGCCGCCGCCUGUCGGCGCCCGCGGCGCCGCGGCGUGUGGCGCAGGGGCCGCCGCCGCAGGCCCUCGGGCUCGCGCUUGCUCCGCCGCCCUCAGGCCCAGCGCCGGCACAGCCAGGGGCCGCUUGCCUGCCGGACGCCCAGCGGCUGGUGGAGGAGGCGCGCGCGAAGCUCGCGCAAGCCGCUGCCCCAGCUGCUCGUCUGAUGUCGUCGACCUCGGUCCACGAAGCGGCGCGGUUGCCCUGCCCCUCCCUGGAGCAGCUCUGCCCCCCCGCAGGCGGCGUCGCAGCCGGGGUGAGCGGUGAGGGCCAGGUUGCUUCGCCAGUGCCCGCUGCGGCAGCCCGCGUGGACGAGAUCCUGGACGCGUUUUCCGCGCUCCAGCGGCACUCCGCCCAGCAGCAGGCCGAGCAGCGGGCAGCGGUGGACGGCGUCGCCGCGCAGUGGGAGCAGAGAUUCGGGUACGUCAUCGAGUGCCUCAUGGCCACGACGAACGCGGCCACUAUCAUGAACCAACGCAUGGCCAAGUUCCUGCGGCUCGGCGGGGUCCUCGAAGGCGUGGUGAGCCAGCUGGACGCAGACACUACGGCGCUCGGGGGCCGGGUCUCGUCCCUGGAGGCCGACACCCGCCGCUUGGCCGACGAUCUCGCCGCCCUACGUGCGGGAGCCGCCCCUGGGCCGCACGGCGAGCUUCCCAGCGCCAGCGCGCCCGCUGGCGUCGGGCUGGAGAGGAUCGAGGCGUCGCUGCAGGCCGUGAGCGCGGAGGUCGAGAGGCUGUCCUGGGAACUCUGCCAGGAGAGCGCCGAGCGCAGCCAGCUAGCGUGCGAGCUGCAGCACCACGUGGCCGCCACGGCCGACUGGCGGGUGAGCCUAGAGAGCUCGGACCGCGGUGUCGUGGCGGAGCAGGUCAGCCGGGUGCACGCCAGGGUGGCGUGCGUAGAGCAGGAUAAUGCUGCUUGCAGGGCGAGGCUCGACGAAGAGUUCGCUCGGAUAAGGUGCCUCCUGCAGGAGC
Molecule: messenger RNA, 1628 nt
Organism: Prorocentrum cordatum
Lineage: Eukaryota; Dinophyceae; Prorocentrales; Prorocentraceae
Source: the annotation of a GenBank genome assembly